AUGAGCCAUAUUAAACGGGAAUUUCAACUACUCCGCGAAGAGCUGGGGGCACGUAUUACCAGUCUCGAAAAAAGGGUAUCGGCUCUGGAGGACGAGCAGCAGCGUGGACUCCCUUCCUCGGACCUGGAGAGCGUUGUGGAAAAACUGAAAAAUGACAUCAACGAAAAAGACCAGGAGUUGCUGUCCAAUGACGUGGAGAUCGGAAACCUGCCAGAGGUAGACAAGGAGAAUCCCAUCCAUUCGGUGCUGCUGGUGGCCGCGAAAAUCGGCAUGAAGCUGGACGAGCGCGACAUUGUGAGCGCGGAGCGCAUCGGCGCCCGCCGCAUCAACGCCACUGAUCCGUCAUCAACUUCAGGCCAGCCCCCCGCCCGCCCGCGCCGACUCGUCGUGCGGCUGACUCGGCGCGACCUGCGGGACCAGCUACUGGCCUGCGCGAGGGUCCGGCGCGGCGCCACCACCGCUGACCUCGGCAUGCCCGGAGCGCCGACCCGUUUUUAUAUUAACGAACGCCUGACAAAAAUAAACAGGCAAUUGUUUCAUCAAGCGCGCGAAACAGGUAACCGUCUUGGAUGGAAAUAUGUCUGGACAAAGCGCGGUCGCAUACUUGCUAGACAAAAACCAGGCGAAUCAGUUUCCAUCAUACGAAACGAGGAGGACAUACGUCGAGUCUUCGGGAGCCUGUAG
Messenger RNA from Aricia agestis (brown argus), 684 nucleotides. RefSeq lists its product as uncharacterized. The record is from RefSeq and is a predicted model, not a curated record. The coding region runs from base 1 to 684 and encodes 227 amino acids. The transcript has a single exon. Lineage: Eukaryota; Metazoa; Arthropoda; Insecta; Lepidoptera; Lycaenidae.